GUUCUUGCCGUUGUGUCUGACAUCAGAAAGGCGCCAUGAACUUAGUGGCGACACGUUCAGAAAUUCAACUAGUCUCAGCGGGUGAUGGAAUAGGUCCAGUUCUGGGGCUUGCUUUUGUCAGGACCCUGCUAGUCUCGGUCAUUUACUCGGUCCCGUACUACCCAUCCCGUUCGACUCGAGCGCAAGUUUCAUGUCUACGCCGCAGUCAUCAUGAUCAACUUGUCAGAGUGGUAUUGGCGGUGUCAAAACGCUGUAACGGGCAGUGUUGAGCUAGACACGUCAUUGGCUAACGAAGUAUACGCGUAGCAAUCCGUGGGUGCAGAACGUUCCCCGCAGACAUGAAUUGCCAUAAGAACGUUCCGUCUUACGGUUCACGGUCUCUUCUCUAUUCGAGUGGCCACACUAGUAUAGGGACGCUCCAAUGGUAUAUAUUGGCGCAGAACCUUCGCUUUGUUCCUCAUCGAACCUCGUCUUCAUCCGCCACUAGCAGUCGCAACUCGUCAAAGUCUCGCACACUUAUCUCGCUCAAUCACAAUGAUGUCUUCUCGUGCCCCCGCUGUGCCUCAAUUCGAUGAUGAAAGUCAAAUCAUCGCACGGCUCCAGUCCCUCACAGGCAAUCGUGGGGAUACCACCCAGGUCUUACAGAAGUCCGUCGACAUGCUACAAACACUGGGUCAGCAGCUUGAUGCUCUGAUCGAAGAUAACCGUCGCAUGAUGCAGGAGCAAGCUAAACUUCAAGAGCAACACUACAAACUUGCGGCGCAGAUGCAGACGGCCCAGGGAACGAGGUCAGGUCACCGCAGAUGAGCGAUUGCUGUGGAGGCUCGUCACAGAACACAGCAUUCAUCGAAUCCAUGUACAUGAUGGUUACGUUUACAAGCAUUUCUCAUCACUCUAAUCGUACUAUCCUACUAGCGUCUUGUGUGCUCCCUGAUCGUCCUCAUACGACUACGUCGGUGUAAUAUAUAGUGAUAGAUAUACUGUUUCGGCUUGAUCGAAUAUGUCUAUUUUAUU
Molecule: messenger RNA, 1014 nt
Organism: Coniophora puteana RWD-64-598 SS2
Lineage: Eukaryota; Fungi; Basidiomycota; Agaricomycetes; Boletales; Coniophoraceae
Exons: 2
Coding region: 538-807 (89 amino acids)
Source: RefSeq, a predicted model, not a curated record